ACUUCCUGGCACUUUAUGGAGUGAUGUAAUGCCUGUUCGCUUAAUAAUGCUGCUUUUACGUCAGUGUGAAGGGGAUAUGUGAGACAGAUGACGAAAUUGUCAAACUGCGUUCAUGCAUGCUGCAGAAAAAAACUCCAGCAAAGACAAGACGUGACAUAUUUCCAGCAGGGUGCGUAACGUAACGUGAGGAUGUGACGCACUCUCCUCCGCCUGCUGGACUCUCCGUCUCUCUUCUCUCUGCCAUAAACACUAGCUGCUUCACCUCCAUACAGACAACAGGCUCUGCACCAUUUAUAAACCAAAAGCGGUCAGCAGGGGUCAUGAGGGUGUCGGAGGCCCCGGUUGCUGUUCAGAGCAGCUGAAGCAGACAUGGGCAAAGAAGUCUCAAAUGGCAUCGGUAGGCUCGGCCUCAUCGACUUCACCAGCCACAUCCUCCUUCGCCACAACCACCACUGGCAACGCAACAAGUUCUCUGUAUUUGCCAGCAUCUCCCAGUAAGACUUUGCAAUGAGAAUGUCCGAUACAGUCGACACUGAAACGAUGAAGGUGUCCGAAGCUGCAGAGACGGUGCCAUCUCCAAAAGACAACGCCAGCAACUCGGAGGUGGCCGACCAGAGCCAGAGCGGCAGAGACGAACACGGCAGUAACAAUAAGAGAGACGCACAGCCUGUGAAGUACUCCAAGUCCAACACCAGGCUAAAGCUGGUGCGGAGCCUGGCAGUGUGUGAAGAGUCCUUUCCUUGCCCUAGUCCUGAGCCUUCAGCAGCACCUCAGGAUGGAUUCCUUCUCCAGCCCUUUGAAAAGGAAGAUCGAGCCUCACAGGACCAAGCGGAGAAAGAGGAGAGCUGCGAUAAGGUGGACAAACCGGAGAAGACGCAGAGAAAGAUGCUGUCGAGAGACUCCAGUCAGGACUACACAGAUUCAACUGGCAUAGAUCUCCACGAGUUCCUGGUCAACACGCUGAAGGGCAACCCGAGGGAUCGAAUCAUGCUCCUGAAGUUGGAACAGGACAUCUUGGACUUCAUCAGCAAUAAUGAAAGCCAAAAGAGAAAAUUCCCACCCAUGACGUCCUACCACAGGAUGCUGCUGCACCGAGUGGCGGCCUACUUCGGCAUGGACCACAACGUGGACCCCAGCGGAAAAUCAGUGGUCAUCAACAAAACCACCAACACCAGAAUACCCGAUCAGAAAUUCUCCGAGCACAUCAAGGAUGACAGGGCGGACGACUUUCAGAAACGCUACAUUCUCAAACGAGACAACUCCAGCUUUGAUCGCGAAGACAGCACGAUUCGAAUGCGUUUGAAAGCUGACAAGAGGAGCAAAUCGAUGGAGGAGAGGGAGGAGGAGUACCAGCGAGCCAGAGAAAGGAUAUUUGCACAUGAUGGAGAUCACUUCAUCCUCGACAGAAGCGCUCCGGAUGAAGGCGCAUGCAUGAGCACCCAACAGAGGCGGCAAAUGUUCAGGUUACGGGCCGGCCGGUCAGGCACCAGCCGGCAGAGCAGCUCCGAGACGGAGACGCUGCCGCGGCACGGCGAGCCCCGGCCGUGGAGCAGCACCGACAGCUCGGACAGCUCCAACCGGCUCGCCCCGCGGCCCGCCAUCACCAAGGCCAGCAGCUUCAGCGGCAUCUCGCCCGGCCUGGUCCGAGGGGACAGCACGGCCAGCAGCAAGAGCACCGGGAGGCUCUCCAAGACAGGUUCUGAGUCGUGCAGCAGCGUGGGGUCCUCGUCCAGCUCUCUGUCCCGUCCCCAGCUGCCCCUCCCGGUCUCAGCCCCGUCCUGGUCCAGCAUCCCCAGCGCUCCUCUAAUCCACCCGGCUGCAGACGGCAGAGCUCCCGGACACCCUGAGAUGAUCAAGAGCGUCUCCUCUCAGCCGCCGACAGCUCCAGAUGCAACCAACUACUACGUGUUGCCACUGGAAGCCUCAGGGAUCCCGCCAGGCAGCGUGCUGGUUAACCCACACACAGGCAAGCCUUUCAUCCACCCCGACGGCAGCGCCGUGGUUUAUAACCCGGCCUCCGUCGCCCCCGCUGCCGGCAGGAACCCACAGCAGGGGAAAGCCCCGCCGCCGCAGCCAAUCCCUGCACAGACACAGCAGCAGCAGCAGCAGCAGCAGCCAACCAAUCACCUCCACUCCCAGCCGAUCUGUCCUCCUCUCCAGCUGUCCUCUGAGCCUGUUCACAACCCGACGGUCUCGUAUCCUCCUCCUCCUCUUCCUCCUUCUCAGUUCCUGCCCGUCUGUCCUAACCAACAGUACACUGUGCCUGACGCCCUUAACGCCCAGUUCAGUCACAUGACUCUGGCGCAGCAGCCGCCCGGUGACGGCGGGGCUUCGGCCCCAGACGCCCGUCACUACCCGACCCUGUACCACCACCACCACCACCACCCCUCCAUGGUGCUGCAGGGAGCUCCGCAGCAGCAGCAGGUUGCUAGCUACGUGGUGGCAGGACCAUCCGGAGGACACCCGGGGGUGCUGCAGGGCCAGCCCGUCCCGGCUCCCAACCACGCGUACCCCAGCUCCACGCCGGGCCCCGCCGGGUUCCCCGGGUCCACGCUGAACCAGCAGCUGCUGCAGCAACACACCUACAUCCAGCAGCCGGUCCAGCAGAUGUCGGCGUGUUACUGCUCUUCGGCCCACCACCCCCACUGCUCCGGCCAGCAGCAGCAUUACCGUCCCCCCGUCAACCCGCUGUCCUAUAACUGCCCUCAGAGCCAAAACCUGCCCCAGCAACAAGUGCACCAAGCCAUGAUGCCAAACCCAGCGUCCAGCUACCAGACCAUAGUGGGCGUGCAGCCAACAUCCAACCUCGCUCUCACUGGCAACCAGCAAAGCAAUAUGGGCAACCAGAUGCAAGGCAUGAUGGUCCAGUACCCUCCGAUGCAGUCUUAUCAGCAGGUUUCGGUGCCGCAGCAGACGUACCAGCAGCCCGUGUUCGUGUCCUGUCAGCCGGGUCAGGGGGCGGUGGCGGUCGCUGGCAUGCAGCCCUGCUACAGUCUGCUCCCCCCGAACCAGCACACCACCAUGAGUUCGACCGUGAGUUUCCUGCCCGCCCAGAUGAUGGAGCAGCUCCAGUUUCCUCAGACCUCGUCCCCCUGCGUGUCCCAGCAGCACCCGGGCCAGCAGUACGCAGGGUUAUUACCCCCGGCCCCCGGCGGCGGUAUGGUGAUGCUGCAGAUGACGGCUCCCUCCUGCCAGCAGCCCCGGGCCCCCUCCCCCUGCCAGCGGAAACAGCCCAGCCACAAACACCCGGGCCCCGAGAACCAGCGCAGCCGCAGGCCCGCCGAGCUGCCCGCGCCUCCAGACAGCACCCAGAGCAGCCUGCCUUUGUCCCCGGCACUCACUCCCUCGCCCGGCCAGCCGCCCAGCGUCAAGGGCCUCCCAUCAGGCAUCUCGUCCAUCCCUGUCAUGGCCCACCACCCGCACCACCACCACCCAACGCUCCCUACAGCCUUCUGCCACAGUGGACAAGGUGAAGCACACUACUCUCUCCUGGGCCAGCCUCUGCAGUACAAACCCUCCAUCAGACCUCCGCUGAUCCACACUGCCCACAUGGUGGCCAAACACCAGGGUCCACUGGGGGUUUGGCGUAGCGGUCAUGGGAGGAAGGCCAGCAGAAAACCUCUGUCUUCAGAUCUCAGUGUAGGUGAAGCAGUGAGCAGUCAGAUCCUGGAGGCGACAGAUCCUCCGGAGGGGCUCGGCUGCACAGACUCCCACCUCCUCCUGGCAGAGCUCUGCAAAGGGGGCCAAUUGAUCCAGCGGCUGUCGGACCAUCAGCCGAGCAGAGCCGCUCCCGGCGGACGCCUGGCCUCAUCAUACUCCAUCUUCGCCAUGCUCCCCUCCAGAUACGCUGCCCCGAGCGCCGCGCUGCACCCCGGCGGCCCCCGGGCCACCUUCAGACUCACAACCAGAAACAAAGGGGGGCCGCGUGACUCGGACAGGGCCGGCUCGUAAGCUGCUAAGAUCUCGGCGCGACCUAAAAGGAGCGCCACAUGAACUGAACGCACAUCCAACCACCUGCCUCUGCUGCCUCAGUCUGGAGUUCAGACUCUGUCCAAAUCAAAAAAACACACAAAAACAAACGUUGAAGGAUGAAUGUUUUAUUUUCUUUUAGUUCAUUUUAUCUUUUUUUUUUUUCUUCCCCCCCCCGGCCAACAGGUCUGAGUUUUGGGUUUUUGUUUGUGGAAAGCGUCCAUGGCUGCUGAGCUGGCCCUUCUUUCUAUUGUAAAAACUCUAGUUUGCUGUUUUCGAAAAAAAAGUGUUUGGAGAGCUUUGGGAUUCUUCGCCAGCUGUCAGUGACUCCACUUGUUUCUGGUUCAACAAUGUUCAAAAAAACUCAAAAUCUGGGGCUCCGUUCCAUCUUAUUGCAUUGAAACUGAGCAUUUUUAUUUUAUUAACAAUCAGUUAUUCCAACAUGUCGUGAAGGUUAGACAAUAAAACACGCAGCCACACAGACUUGUACAAUGUGAGCCCAUACAAUAAUAAACACUGAAUAAUAGAUAUACUACCUGAAUUAUUUAAAGUCACUUUUAUACACAGUGAAUGUUGGAUUUGCACUGAAGUGAUGAACGAGACGGAGAUUUGAUCGUAUCGGACAGGGCCUGGAUUUUUCUUUUAUCGACCCCCUCGUACCUGUUUGUUGCACUCAGCCAGGCCACUUUCUUUUAUAUUUAAUUAAAAUGUUUAUAUGCACAAGAAAAAUGCAAUCGAGUUUGUCACUCUACUUGGCUUCUUUUUUGUUUGUUUUUUUGUUUGUGUGAGUCAUGAGAGGUGUCUGGUGUGGCUUUUUCUUUCUUUUUUUCUUUUCUGUUUUGGUUUGACUCUAAUAAAUGUUUGCACCACA
Centropristis striata (black sea bass) is the source of this 4840-nucleotide messenger RNA. RefSeq names its product R3H domain-containing protein 1-like. The transcript is spliced from 27 exons. The record is from RefSeq and is a predicted model, not a curated record. Gene Ontology annotation, molecular function: nucleic acid binding. NCBI's taxonomy places the organism in Eukaryota, Metazoa, Chordata, Actinopteri, Perciformes, Serranidae. The coding region runs from base 508 to 3951 and encodes 1147 amino acids.